AUGGGUUUUGCUGAUGGACUCUCACAACCAUAUGCGCUGAGUCGAGGUAGCUGCACCAAUAAAAACUGGCCAGCAAAUGGCGCAUGCGACGAUAAGUGUUCUGGUGCUACCGAGAGGCGCAACUCAGGGUGCGCGCUGCCGCUUUAUCGCUAUAUCGACAAAAAACCUUACUAUUGCGCCGACUCGGUCACAGUCAAUUCAACGGGCGACACCGCUUGUCUCGCAGGUUCUCCCUUUACGCUCGAUAACGCAGAGUUGAUUACAGACAAGGCUGCGCUCGCCAAUUACACUUCUAGUGAGACUGGCUCGAACUCCACAUCAAAUUCAAACACAACGUUAAGCGGCGAUGCGAAGAAGGGCAAUGAUGUUGCGAUCGGAGCCGGUGUAGGAGUCCCCCUAGGAGUGCUGCUUCUCACCGCGCUGGCCUGGGCGCUAUUCGAACGGAGAAAACGUCUCUCUAUUCAGGCUAUGGUGGAGGGACUCCAAUCCCAGGUUGCGGAAACGGCGGCAUACCGAAAUAUGCAGGGACAGACACCGGUUUAUAGUCCUCCCAGUGAACUCUCGGCUUAUAAACCGCCCCAGGAGCUGGAGACUACCCAUUGA
This is a messenger RNA of Penicillium mononematosum, 603 nucleotides long. RefSeq lists its product as uncharacterized. The transcript has 2 exons. The record is from RefSeq and is a predicted model, not a curated record. The coding region runs from base 1 to 603 and encodes 200 amino acids. Lineage: Eukaryota; Fungi; Ascomycota; Eurotiomycetes; Eurotiales; Aspergillaceae.